AUGCAACAAGCUUUAGAACCUACAGGGAAAAAACAAACUAUGUCACCGUCAAAGAGCUUGUUGCAUGAAUCAUCUUUUUCACCAUUGGUAUCUCGAUCUCGUCCAUCUAUUUCAUCUACACUAUCUCAACAACAUUCAAUUGUUUCAUCUCCAACAUCUGAAUAUAGUGGUGAAUUUGUUUCACCUCCAAUAGUUCAACAACAUGCGUCUGUUUCAUCUCCGGCGUCUGAAUGUAGUGGUGAAUCUGUUUCACCUCCAAUAGUUGAAAAACAUACAUAUCUGUCAACUCCAACCUCCCAACGUUGCGAAUCACCAAAAAAUACGAAAACCCAUUGGAUGAAAGAGAUAAUUGCUUUCAAACAGGUGCAAAAUGAUGCAUUAACCAAACGGCUUGAUAAAUUAGAAGAAAGAGAGGGUGAGAUGCUCAGAGUUCAACAACAACUUGUAGUUAAACUGGAAGAAGCUAACGAUAUUGAGAAACAAAAACUAGAGCUGUUUAGAACCAUGUUUAGUGGUUAA
Messenger RNA from Macrosiphum euphorbiae (potato aphid), 519 nucleotides. The record is from the annotation of a GenBank genome assembly. NCBI's taxonomy places the organism in Eukaryota, Metazoa, Arthropoda, Insecta, Hemiptera, Aphididae.